This is a messenger RNA of Rhododendron vialii, 1334 nucleotides long. RefSeq lists its product as uncharacterized. The coding region runs from base 670 to 1200 and encodes 176 amino acids. Lineage: Eukaryota; Viridiplantae; Streptophyta; Magnoliopsida; Ericales; Ericaceae. The transcript has 4 exons. The record is from RefSeq and is a predicted model, not a curated record.
UCACAGAGCUAGUUGAUUCGUCCACUGGCCUGUUGGAACCCGGAAUAAUUUUCCUAGCGGAUAUUCAUCUGUCGUUUAACAUUUGAAGCUCCACAGUACUCCGGUUGGCUUUCUCUGCCUUCACUUUGCUCAGUUACCUUAUUAAGCUAUACAUAGGAAACAAAAACACUGGGUGUGACAAAAAUGGCAACCAACAGCAGCCACUCGGCAGCACUCAGAGCAACACUAACAUGGACCCCAAAAUCGCUAUCGGUGCUCCGCCGAAUCCUGACCGACCAACCGGAUAUUCUGACACGAAAAGACGCACAAGGCAACACCAUACUCCAUUACCUGGCGGCAGGUGGAAACGCCACCGCCUUCAGAGAACUGUUCGAGGGCGGCUUACUGACGAGGAACAACGGGGGCGGUGGGGGAGAGCUGAGGACGUGGAACUGGAGAGGGGACACGGUGCUCCACGAGGCAGCCAGGUUUGGCAGGGUCAAUGUUGUGGAGAUUAUUAUGGAGAGGGAGAGAAAGUUGGUUUCGGAGCGCAAUGCAAUGGGAGGGACGCCGCUUUAGUCGGCGGCUGCAAAUGGAGAGCAGGAGGUGUUCAACCUUCUCAAAGUGGCGGCUGCUCGUGAGGAGGUGCCGAGGAGAGAUGACGGCUGCACUAUUCUUCAUGCUGCUAUCAUGGGAGAACAUUACAGUCUGGCUAUGGAGAUUGUUGAAUCAUUUCCUAAUCUUGCCGGAGCACAUGAUAAAAAUGGAAACACUGUACUGAAUAUGUUGGCCAGCAAACCCGUUUCCUUUAAAAGUGGGUCAUCCUAUUGGCUUAGGAAUCUUGGCAGUAGGCCCUUCAUUCCCCUACAGUUCCUUUUGUGUCUCGUCUACCUUUUGGUGCCUUGGCUUAAUGGAGUUCAUGAAGUAAAGAAAAAGCAUGCAUGUGCCCUGGACCUAGCCAAAAGGUUGAUUGCAAAAGAAGAAGAUUGGAGCCACUACACCAACUCAUGUGGAAGGUAUAAUCAUGACGACGAUGAUGAUCAGCACAUUAUUACUACUAAAACGAGAAGAAACCCGCUUCUUCAAGCGGCAGAGAACGGCAUUCAAGAGUUGGUGGAAGAGAUCCUCGGGAAAUUCCCCGAGGCUGCCUACUGCGUCGAUAGCAACGGGAAGAACAUAUUUCACAUAGCAGUGGAGAAGAAAGACGAGAGAAUGUACUAGUUCUUGAAGAAGAACGUUGCUAGAAAGGAAGGGAUGAUGGCAGCUCUUGAUCAUGGUAGAAACUCCAUUUUGCACUUUGCAGCCAAACCCGGUGCCAAUCCUAGAGUUCUCCUUGGAAGCUUGAACCGGAUGGC